Messenger RNA from Cyanistes caeruleus (blue tit), 13057 nucleotides. The record is from RefSeq and is a predicted model, not a curated record. Lineage: Eukaryota; Metazoa; Chordata; Aves; Passeriformes; Paridae.
GGGCGCUGUGCAGGGCCAGGUAAAGGGGCCCUGAGGGGGCGCGGGGCCGCGGGAGGGACGUGCGAGGAUGUGUCCCGAAGUGCUUGACCUGUAAUACAGAGAUCUUCCAGAAUGCUGGAGUCCUAUGUAACUCCUAUUUUGAUGAGUUAUGUGAAUCGCUACAUAAAGAACUUGAAGCCUUCAGAUCUGCAGUUGUCACUCUGGGGAGGAGAUGUUGUGCUUAGUAAACUUGAAUUAAAGUUGGAUGUACUUGAACAGGAGCUGAAACUGCCAUUUACUUUUUUAAGUGGGCAUAUUCAUGAGCUUCGGAUUCAUGUGCCAUGGACGAAACUGGGAUCAGAACCAGUUGUCAUCACUAUCAAUACAAUGGAAUGCAUCUUGAAGUUAAAGGAUGGGGCUCAGGAAGACCACGAAAGUUGUGGUUCCAGUUCAACAAACCGCAGUACCACAGAAAGCAUGAAAUCAGCAGUAAAAUCACGACGAGUUCAGCAGUCUGCUUCUCCUGACCCUGAUUUACCUCCAGGUUAUGUGCAGAGUUUGAUUCGGCGUGUUGUAAACAAUGUCAACAUCGUGAUCAACAAUCUCAUAUUAAAGUAUGUGGAAGAUGAUAUUGUUCUCUCAGUCAAUAUCACUUCUGCAGAAUGCUAUACAGUGAAUGAGUUUUGGGAUCGAGCAUUUAUGGACAUCUCUGCCACUGAUCUGGUACUGAGGAAGAUGAUCAACUUUUCUGACUGCACAGUAUGUCUUGAUAAGAGAAAUGCUAGUGGUAAAAUUGAAUUUUACCAGGAACCUCUGCUGUACAAAUGUUCCUUCAGGACUCGUCUGCAUUUUACUUAUGAUAACCUCAACUCCAAAAUGCCAUCAAUUAUUAAAAUUCACACAUUAGUUGAAAGUUUGAAACUUUCAAUCUCUGAUCAGCAGCUUCCUAUGUUUAUACGUAUAAUGCAGCUUGGGAUUGCUCUGUAUUACGGAGAAAUAGGCAACUUCAAAGAUGGGGAAAGUGAAGAUUUGAUUUGCCACACUAAAGAUAUGUUGGGAAAUAUCACAAGCACAGAAGAUGAAGCAAGCUCAGUAAUGCAGUAUCCUACACAGUACAUUAGUCAAGAUCCUUAUUUGCAUCAAGAUGAUGACCAGCAACAAGGAUGGGUUUCUUGGGCUUGGUCUUUUGUUCCUGCUAUUGUGAGUUAUGAUGAUGAAGAGAAUGAUUCGGGUGGAAUUGAUGAUGGAACAGGAGAACAGCAGAAGUCUCAGUCCCUCAAAGAUCCUAUUAUUUCAGUGGGUUUUUAUUGUACAAAAGCAACAGUGACUUUUAAGCUCACUGAAAUGCAAGCUGAAAGUAGUUAUUACAGUCCUCAAAAAGUAAAAUCCAAAGAAGUUAUAUGCUGGGAACAAGAAGGAACAACUGUUGAGGUCCUUAUGAAAGGUGAACUUUUUUUUGAUUGCCAAAUUGGUUUUGUUGGUUGCCAAGCUAUGUGCCUUAAAGGAAUUAUGGGAAUUAAAGAUUUUGAAGAGAACAUGAAUAGGAGUGAUGAAGAGGCAUGCUUCUUUAAUUGUGGAGAAAAUUUGAGCGUGAAAGGAAUGACAUACCUUACCAAUUCACUGUUUGAUUACAGAAGUCCAGAAAAUAAUAGUAUUCGUGCAGAAUAUAUAUUGGAUGCAGCUCAUCAUAAGGAGACAUACACAGAGAUAGCCGGAAUGCAGAGGUUUGGGGCUUUCUACAUGGAUUACUUGUACACAAUGGAAAGCACCAGUGGCAAAGUUUCUGGGAAUCAGCAAGACCUUUCUUCAGUAAAGAGUGAAGAUUUUGGAAAUGUUCAGGAGAUGUCUACAAAAAGCCUCAUUGUGGGUCCGCUCAAUCUUCGACUGGAUAGCAGCGCAGUACACCGGAUCAUGAAAAUGAUAGUUUGUGCUCUGGAACAUGAGUAUGAACCAUACAGCAGAACUAAGCCAGAUAUUAUGGAUGGAAGUAGAACUAUGCCAAGCUCAGAAGAAGUAGCAUCACUGGAGGAAUACAUUCCCACUAGACUUACAACGUUCACUGUUCUUAAAUGUACAAUUAUAAUCCCUGUGGCAGAAUUCAAUUUACUAGACCACUUGCUGCCCAUAAUCAUGGGUGAGAAGAACUUCAGUGGACUGUUAAAUGCUGCAAAUUUCCAGCCCCUGCGGCCUUUACCUUCCAUCCGAAUUUUGGUGGAUAAGGUUAACCUGGAGCACUCAGUGCCCAUGUAUGCUGAGCAACUGGUGCAUGUGGUCAGCAGCCUCGGCCAGCCGUCUGACAACCUGCUUCAUUACUGUUACUCACACUGCUAUCUGAAGAUAUUUGGUUUUCAAGCAGCGCUGACUUCUUUGGACAGCAAAGGAUUAUACUGCAUCCCUGUUCCAGUUAUCCCCUCAUUCAGUACUGCUGUUUAUGGCAAGCUGAUCAAGUUCCCCAAAUAUUGGACCAAGCGAGCUCACGUCCCACUAACAGAAUGCAUUUUCGAGCUCCCUAAUUUGACAGUUCAAGCAACUAGAGCUCAAACCCUUCUGCUUCAAACUAUUUAUCAGAGCUGGUGUCAUCCUGUUGGCAAUGUCAGUUCAGUGAUAGUAAAUGAAGCUUUACUGAAUGAGGUUUUCCAAACUUCAGGUGCGAAAUCUAAGAAUCCCCUGCCAACUCUUGAGGGCUCAAUCCAGAAUGUUGAAUUGAAGUACUGCGGCACAUCAUUGGUCAAAUGUGCCUCUGGGACCGUGGGAUCAAUAAAAAUUUGUGCCAAAGCCCCAGGUGCUGUUCUCUUGUCCAGUGUACAAGGAUUAGCAAUUAAUGUUGAUCCAGUCCUGUAUACAUGGCUUAUCUACCAACCUCAGAAACGAGUUAGUAGACACAUUCAGCAGCAGUCUGUAGGAGCUGUUCCACUUGGUGUGUCAGUAACUCGAAAGAAAGAGGAUGAAGCAUCAGUUGGAAGUGCACCUUUGGCAAGGCAGCAGUCAAAUCAAGCCUCUGAGUAUGCCAGCAGUCCUGUCAAAACAAAAACAAUAACAGAAUCUCGUCCUUUGUCACUCCCUGUGAAAACUGUGCUGAACUCAUCUGAAAGCUGCAGAAGUCCUGAGGAAAGAAUGAAAGAAUUUAUUGGAAUAGUGUGGAAUGCAGUUAAGUGCCUUACACUUCAGCUUGAAGUGCAGUCUUGUUGUGUAUUCCUUCCGAACGACAGCCUGCCGUCUCCGAGUACUAUUGUGUCAGGUGACAUUCCUGGGACUGUGCGAAACUGGUACCAUGGGCAGGCCAGUAUGCCUGGCACACUUGUCGUCUGCUUGCCCCAGAUAAAGGUUAUGAGUGCUGGACACAAACACAUGGAACCAUUGCAAGAAAUCCCAUUUGUUGUGCUGAGACCCAUCCUGGAAGAAGGUGAUGCUUUUCCAUGGACAAUUAGUCUGCAUCAUUUCAGUAUAUAUACUCUUCUUGGACAACAAAUGACACUGAAUUUGGUAGAACCAAUGGGCUGUACUUCUACUUUAGCUGUGACUUCACAGAAACUGCUUGCUUCAGGACCAGAAUCCAGACACUCGUUUGUUGUCUGCCUCCAUGUCGACCUAGAAUCACUUGAAAUAAAAUGCUCCAACCCCCAGGUGCAGCUUCUGUACGAACUGGCUGAGAUCACAAGUAAAGUUUGGAAUAAAAUUCAGAGGAAAGGAGUUCUAUAUCAGUCUGUAUCUUCUGUCUAUACUGAAACCAUGACAGGGCCUGCUCCUCCUAGUUCUCCAGUUAAAAGUAGCAUUGGUACCAUUCCACCAGAUACCAGCACAUACAGUCCAUCUGGUGACAUUGGAACUACUACAGAGGGUGAUUCUCUUCAGGGUGGCGAUGAUUCUCCAUUCUCAGACUCCAUUACGUUGGAACAAACAACAAGUAAUAUUGGAGUCUCAAGUGGACGUGUCAGCCUAUGGAUGCAGUGGAUGUUGCCAAAAAUUACUGUAAAAUUGUUUGCUCCUGAUCCUAGAAAUAACGGCACAGAAGUCUGUAUUGUUAGUGAAUUAGAGGAUCUCAGUGCCUCAGUGGAUAUGCAGGACGUCUAUACCAAAAUCAAAUGUAAAAUAGAAAGCUUCAAUAUUGACCAUUACAGAAACAGGCCAGGGGGAGAUUGGCAGUCAGGACAUUUUGAAGGAAUUUUUCUACAAUGCAGAGAAAAACUUUUGACAACUGCAAAACUUUUAGAUGGUUCACACCAGCAACAUGGAUUUCUUUCUCUCACUUAUACCAAAGCUGUGACAAAAAAUGUCCGGCACAAACUGAUAUCAAGAAACGAACGAAGAACAUUCCAUAAGCUGUCAGAAGGUCACACUGAUGGUUCUCCUCAUUUUCUCCAUGAGAUCCUUCUCUCUGCUCAGGCCUUUGAUGUGGUUCUCUGUUUUCCUUUGCUAAAUGCAAUUGCAAGCAUUUUUCAAGCCAGGUUGCCAAGAAGUCAAAAGGAGAAAAGGAAGUCACCAGGCCAGCCAAUGAGGACUCAUGCUCUGACCUCCCGCAACUUGCCUCUGAUUUAUAUCAACACAGGAGUAAUAAGAGUCUUCUUUCCUAAAAACGAGGAAGAUCAUCAUAUUGCAGAAGCUAAUCCAUCAAUUAAAGAAGACACUUUGGUUCUCAAGAUUGGAUCUGUCUCUAUGGCUCCCCAGGCUGACAACCCUCUUAGUAGAGCUGUGCUCAGAAAAGACAUUUAUCAGAGGGCACUAAAUCUAGGAAUUCUUCGAGACCCUGGAUCAGAGGUUGAAGACAGACAAUAUCAAAUAGAUCUUCAAUCUAUCAACAUUGGUACUGCUUAUUGGAAUCAGUUGAAACCAGAGAAGGAAAAUGGAAAAGGAGGGGUUUUGACAGAGACUGAGAGAAAUUCUCAAAAUCCAGCACUUGAAUGGAACAUGGCCAGUAGCAUAAGACGGCAUCAGGAAAGGAGAGCUAUUUUAACUCCAAUUUUAACAGAUUUCACCGUUCGAAUAACUGCAGCUCCUGCGAUUAUUUUCACAAAAAUUGAUGCUGCAGAGAAUUUACACCCAGAGGAAAUUUUGGUCUGUGGUCAUUCUUUGGAAGUGAACAUGACAACAAAUUUGGACUUCUUCCUCAAUGUGGCACAAGUGCAACUUCUUCAGCAUCUGGUACAAGCUAAUAUGGUUGGACUGGAACCUCCCAGUAGCACCACUGAGGUUUCCAAGCAAGAACAGAAGAAGAUGGAUGUGGCUGAUGGAGGAACAGUCGAGACUUCUUCCCGUUACAGCGGGGCACAGGACAGUGGAAUUGGCAGCGACAGUGUUAAGAUCAGAAUCAUUCAGAUCGAGCAGCACAGUGGCACCAGCCAGCACCGCAUUGCCCGUCCUUCCCGCCAGUCUUCCAUCGUGAAGAAUCUCAACUUCAUCCCCUUUGACAUUUUUGUUACAUCAAGUCGAAUCUCAUUGAUGACGUACUCAUGCACUGCCUCACCUAAGGCAAAAUCAGUGCAAGAUCAGAAAGAUGGUGAGAAGAUAAGUAAAAGCUCCUUGAACCUUCCAGAAACAGUCUCAGGCAGCAGCCAUGAUCUCAAGAAGCCCAGUCAGCCAUGCAUCUCUUCUGUCACAGCAGACGAUCUUUUGAACAGCAACCCUCCCCUGUCUGCUGGGAGAAAGACAGGUCUUUUGUCCCUGGAAAGUCUGCACGCUUCCACGAGAUCAUCUGCUCGACAAGCCCUGGGCAUAACUAUUGUACGGCAGCCUGGGCGCAGGGGAACUGGGGACAUCGAGCUACAGCCGUUUCUCUACCUGGUUGUGUCACAGCCCUCUGUGCUGCUCAGCUGCCACCACAGAAAGCAAAAAGUAGAAAUAUCAGUGUUUGAUGCUGGCCUUAAAGGAGUUGCCUCAGACUACAAGUGUACAGAUCCUGGGAAGACAUUACCAGAAGCUCUGGAUUAUUGCAAGAUUUGGUUGCAGACAGUAGCAGGAGAGGUAGAUGCUAAAAGUGGGAUUCCACCUCCUCUUACCACUGUGCAAAUUAAAGACUUCCUUAAUGGACCAGCUGACAUAAAUGUGGACAUAUCAAAACCUUUGAAAGCAAAUCUCAGUUUUGCCAGGCUUGACCAAAUAAACCAAUUCUUGAAGAAAAUCAUAACCACAAAUGAAGAUGUGCCAAGGAAGGAGUCUGCUUCAUCUGCUGGCAUUAUUCCAGAUGAGGAUGUCACUUUGAUAUCCAGACACCCCAGUACAAAGGACUUUCUACCUGCAGUGCACACCCACACUGUGCAAAAGGCUUCAAUGCAAGAAAAUUUGUGGCAAGCCCUUUCCUGCUUCCAGAAAAUUUCCAUUCACACUGUUCAAAUGGUUGUUUUGAUGGAAACCAUCCCACACCCCAGUAAACCUUGUUUGUUAGUCUCUUUCUCAAACCUCAGUGGGAGCCUGAAUAUUAAAAGUGGACAUAAAACUGCAGGAAUCCAUGGAUCAUCUUUAGUCCUUGACAUAAAAGAUUUCUUACUUAAAACAAGUCUCAAAGAAAGAGCGAAAUCUCUGAUAGGCCCUUUUAGCUGCUCUGUUAAUGUGGAAGCCAAGUGGUGUAAGCACAGUGGUGAUCCUGGCCCAGAGCAAUCUGUUCCAAAAAUCUACAUUGACUUGAGAGGAGGACUGCUACAGGUUUUCUGGGGUCAAGAGCAUUUGAACUGUUUAGUUCUUCUCCAGGAGCUUCUGUGGCAAUACCUGACUAAAAAGGGCAGUGUAGAGACAUUGAUACCUGAACAUAAAUACCCCACUUGUUUUUCUGCGGAAAGGAAUCAGGCCUCAAAAACUGAGCAUACCUCAGAUGAUCUGAGAACAGGCCUGUUCCAGUAUAUACAGGAUGCAGAAGCACAAAAGCUGCCCAGUGCCUAUGAAGUUGUGUUUUACAAUGAAACUGAGGAUAGUCCAGGAAUGAUGCUAUGGAGAUAUCCAGAACCCAGAGUGCUCACGCUUGUAAGAAUUAACCCUGUUCCUUUUAACACCACUGAAGACCCAGAUAUUAGCACUGCUGACCUUGGAGAUGUUCUUCAGGUUCCUUGCAGCUUGGAGUACUGGGAUGAGCUUCAGAAAUCAUUUGUUGCAUUCCGGGAAUUCAGUCUAUCAGAAAGCAAAGUCUGUGAUCUGCAGCUGCCCAGUAUCAGCCUUGUGAAUGAUCAGAAGGAGCUCAUAGCCUCUGACCUGUGGAGGAUUGUCCUCAACAGCAGCCAGAACGUGGCUGAUGACCAAAGCUCAGAAAGUGAAUCUGGCUCCCAAAGCGCGUGCGAUCAGCUCGUGACCCCCACGGCAUUAGCAGCUUGUACCAGGGUUGACUCCUGUUUUACUCCUUGGUUUGUGCCAUCACUAAGUGUGUUGAUCCAGUUUACCUGUUUGGAAGUCCACCUAUGCCAUCAUCUCGAUCAACUCGGCACAGCACCACCAAAGUUUCUUCAGCCAUUUUUAUCUGAUAAGAACAUGCCAUCUGAACUAGAAUACAUGAUAGUUUCCUUUGAUGAGCCUCAUGUAUAUCUUCGUCAGUGGAACGAUGAGUCAGUGUUCCAGGAGAUCCAGUUUUCGACUCAAGCUGACUGUAAACUUCUGGAGUGUCGAAAUGUGACCAUGCAGAGUGUUGUGAAACCUUUCAAAAUCUGGGGGCAGAUUGCUGUUUCCAGCAGCACAGCAGGAAGGCUGUUCGACUGCACGAUAAUGGUUGACCCUGUUUUCAUCAGCUUUGGCCAAUAUGCACUUCAUUCUCUAAAUACAGCAAUUCAAGCUUGGCAACAGAACCGAUGCCCCGAGGCAGAGGAGUUUGUCUUCAGCCAUUUCGUGAUCUGUAAUGACACCCAGGAGACGCUGAGGUUUGGCCAGGUGGAUACUGAUGAGAAUAUUUUGCUGGCUACUCUCCACAGCCACCAGUACAGCUGGCGCUCGCACAAGUCCCCACAGCUGUUACACAUCUGUAUUGAAGGCUGGGGAAACUGGCGGUGGUCUGAGCCAUUCAGUGUGGACAAUACAGGAACCUUUAUUCGCACCAUUCAGUACAAGGGCCGGACAGCAUCGCUUAUUAUCAAGGUUCAGCAGCUCAGUGGAGUGCAGAAGCAAAUCCUAAUCUGUGGAAGACAGACAGUCUGUAGUUACCUUUCUGAAAGUAUUGAACUGAAAGUGGUUCAGCAUUACAUUAGUCAAGAUGGACAGGCUGUUGUUAAAGAACACAUCAACUGCCUUGCAGCCAAGCAGAAACUGCCUUCGUAUAUCCUAGAAAACAAUGAGCUCACUGAGCUGAGCGUGAAAUCUACAGGAGAUGAAGACUGGUCCCAAGACGUAUGUCUAAGUUCUAAACACACAGAACACAGCACUGUCAUUCAGGUACCAUCUUCAAAGAGUUCAAUUACAUAUGUGUGGUGCACAAUUUUGACUUUGGAGCCAAAUUCACAUGUGCAACAGCGAUUAAUUGUUUUCAGCCCUCUUUUCAUUGUAAGGAGCCAUCUUCCAGACCCUAUUAUCAUACAUAUAGAGAAAAGAAGCCUGGGACUGAAUGAAACACAAGUGAUUCCAGGGAAAGGACAAGAGAAAGCACUGCAAAAUAUAGAACCUGAUCUUACACACCACCUGACUUUUCAAGCCAGGGAAGAAGAUGAUCCAUCAGAGUGUGCAGUCCCUAUCUCAACCACUCUGAUUAAACAGAUAGAGACUAAAUCCCAUCCUGGUGGCAACGUCAGCCAAGUGCUCUCCGAGUUCUAUGGCAUUGCUAGUCCUCCCCAGCCUGCAUGGCCUUAUAAUAGGAAGGAUUCAGACAGCAAUGAACAGCUCUCCCAAUGGGAUAGUCCAAUGCGGGUAAAGCUGUCAGUGUGGAAACCGUGUGUUAAAACUCUGCUGAUUGAACUCCUGCCCUGGGCAUUGCUUAUCAAUCAGUCCAAGUGGGACCUCUGGCUGUUUGAAGGAGAGAAGAUUCUUCUUCAAGUACCUAGCGGGAAAGUAAUUAUACCUCCCAACUUCGAGGAAGCUUUCCAGGUUGGAAUAUACUGGGCAAACACUAACACUGUGCACAAAUCGGUGGCAAUUAAACUGGUUCAUAAUGUGACCUCCCCAAAAUGGAAGGAUGCCGAUAAUGGGGAAGUAGUAACGUUGGAUGAAGAAGGUUUUGUUGAAGCUGAAAUUAAACUUGGUGCUUUUCCAGGUCAUCAAAAGUUGUGUGAAUUCUGCAUUUCUUCCAUGGUUCGACAAGGUAUACAAAUUCUACAGAUAGAAGAUAAGACAACAAUAAUCAAUGAUACAUCAUAUCAAAUUUAUUAUAGGCCACAGCUUUUUAUUUCCAAACCUCACACAGGAGAAGAGGACUUCCACUCACCCGACAGUACGGUGUUCAGCAUUGGUCCGGCCGGCUCCGGUGAGGCGCUGAGCGCCGUGCCCUGCUGGGACCUGCUGUUGGAGCCGGGUCCCUCGGCGGCGGGGGCAUCCCUCGGGGACAGGCGCGUGGUGCUGAGCUUCAGCGCCGGGAGCCGCGAGCUGUGGAGCCUCCCGGCCGUGGUCAGCGCCGAGCUGGCGAGGCAGAGCGUGGCGGUGCCCACGGGCGCCUGUACUGAAAGCGGAUUCUGCACCAGAGCUAUAGCACUGACUUAUCAAGAGCAUCUUGGCGUGACGUACCUAACACUUACAGAAGAUCCUAGUCCUCGUAUAAUUAUCCACAAUAGGUGCUCCAUUCCAUUGCUUGUAAAAGAGAAUUUCAAAGAUACACCAAAGUUUGAAGUUUACUGUAGAAAGAUUCCAGCUGAAUGUUCAGUUCAUCAUGAGCUUUACCAUCAAAUCUCCAGCUAUCCAGAUUGCAAAACAAGAGAUGUAUUGCCCAGUAUUCUCCUGAAAGUGGUGUCAUCUGAUGAAUUAGUAAAUGAAUGGAGCGAUUUUGUGGACAUCAACAACCAAGGCACACAAAUUGUGUUCUUAACUGGCUUUGGCUGUGUUUAUGUGGACAUCACCCAUCACUGUGGAACAUUAGUCAUAACCUUGGCCCCAGAAGGAAAAGCAGGACCCAUUGGUAUCAACCUCAACAGAAGUCAAGAGCAGAUCCUGUCACUGAAAAUGUUCAUCAGUCAGUUAAGUCUUGCUGCAUUUGAUGAUAUUACAAACCACAAAGUGUCAUCUGAGCUCCUGCGUCUCACAGCAGACAAUGUUUUCCUCUACAUGGCCCCGGCCACCAGCUCCCUGUCACAGGAGUUCCAGCAGGACUCUGUGGAAGGCCUCCCACAGUUUCAUAGUCUCCAAGUGUACUGUGAAGACUUGCAACUGGACAAUCAGUUGUACAGCAAAUCCAAUUUCCAUUUUGCAGUCCUGCUGUGCCAAGAAGAGAAAAAUGAAACCACGCAGUGGUCAAGAAUGAACAAUCUCAUUGUUUGUAACAAGGAUUUGGAAAUCUAUAAGGAAAACUGCUUUAUAAAACUCUGUAUUGCUUUUUCUGAGGAAGAGAAUUUCAUGUUUCACGUGAAUGACCUCAGCUUUGAGCUCAAACCAGCUAGGCUGUAUGUGGAAGACACCUUUGUUUACUACAUUAAGACUUUGUUUGAUACAUAUCUUCCAGAAAACAAAACUGCUUGUAAAUCCAUGAGUGCUUCAGAUGCUACGCUCAUAGUGCCUGAACAAGUGAGAGAGCAUGCAAGAGCUUUAGUCAAGCCAGUGAAGCUAAGAAAAUUAAAAAUACAACCUGUUAAUGUCCUUGUCAGUAUUCAUGCUUCAUUGAAACUGUAUAUAGCCUCAGAUCACACCCCUCUCUCCUUCUCUGUGUUUGAGCGAGGACCCAUCUUCACCACGGCCAGGCAGCUUGUCCACGCCUUGGCCAUGCAUUACGCUGCUGGAGCGCUUUUCAGAGCAGGCUGGGUUGUUGGAUCAUUGGAAAUUCUUGGAAGCCCAGCUAGUCUGGUGAGAAGCAUAGGGAAUGGCAUAGCUGAUUUCUUUAGGCUCCCCUAUGAAGGGCUGACCAGAGGCCCAGGAGCAUUUGUCAGUGGAGUUUCCAGAGGAACAACUUCAUUUGUAAAGCACAUUUCCAAAGGUACACUGACGUCAAUUACCAAUCUGGCAACAAGUCUUGCUCGGAAUAUGGAUAGGCUGUCACUGGAUGAGGAGCACUACAACAGACAAGAAGAAUGGAGAAGGCAGCUUCCAGAAAGCCUGGGAGAAGGACUGAGACAGGGACUCUCUCGUUUAGGCAUUAGCCUUCUAGGUGCAAUUGCUGGGAUUGUGGAUCAGCCGAUGCAGAAUUUUCAGCGAGUAUCUGAGGCCCAAGCUUCUGCUGGGCAUAAAGCCAGAGGGGUCAUCUCGGGGGUGGGGAAGGGAAUCAUGGGCGUCUUCACAAAGCCCAUUGGAGGGGCAGCUGAGCUCGUCUCCCAGACAGGUUACGGUAUUUUGCAUGGAGCUGGACUUUCUCAGCUUCCCAAGCAGCGCUCUCAUCCAAAUGAUCAACACGUCGAGCAGGCUCCAAACAGCCACGUCAAAUACGUCUGGAAAAUGCUGCAGUCUCUGGGAAGGCCAGAGGUUCAUAUGGCCUUAGAUGUCAUGAUUGUGAGUGGAUCCGGCCAGCAGCACGAUGGCUGCUUGCUGCUCACCUCAGAGGUGCUCUUUGUCGUGAGCAUCAGUGAAGACACACAGCAGCAGGCAUUCCCCGUGACUGAAAUCGAUUGUCUGGAAGAUGAUCAGCAAAAAGAUCUGCUGAAAGUGCAGCUAAAACAACAGAGAGUGCCUUCUGACUUGGAGGCCGAGGGAGCCAGAGAGAGACUGUCAGAACAGCAGUACAACCGCCUCGUGGAGUACGUCACAAAGACAUCUUACCACCUUGCUCCCAGCACCACCACAGCGCCAGCCCCGCAAACCGUGGCUACUGAACAGCCCCUGACUAUAACAAAAACCUAUCAGUAUGUAGUUGAUCCAAAUUUUGCCCAAGUAUUCAUUAGUAAAUUCACCAUGGUGAAAAAUAAAGCCUUGAGGAAAGGGUUUAAUUAAUAGUUAUUUCUGGUGUGUGUAGUAAUACCAAACCAGUUUGAAAGCAAUGCAGUAACCUACAUCAAGUAGAGAUGCGUAUAAUUUUUGAGGAGGUAGAAAUUGAUAACAAAGCCCAAUAGCUUUUCUAAUCUUGACAACAUUCCUGCUCCCUAGCCAAAAUACUAGUGCUGGAAGGAAAGUGUUCUGGCAAAUGAAUAAAGUGAGAAGGAACAGCCUUGGACUACAGCUUAAUCAAAAUCCUUUUUCUUUUCGAUAACCAAAAAUUAAAUAGGGAAAAAUUACGUGCAUGCGGACACUUUUACCACACACAGAAAUGUGUAUCAAUACCUCUAUAUCAUACUUUAGGGUCUGCCAGUUUCUGUUAUAAACCAGGUUUAUAACUCAGCUGUAAAAACUUGCUCGAGGCUGAGCCUUUCCCUCCACACCCACACUCCCCCAACAUAUGCAUCCUGAGGCAAAACAUUUUCCCCCUCUAAAUCUGAAAAACCCAGUGUGGCUGUUUUAAGUUACUAGUGACAGCUGGGUUUUAGCACCACUUUAACCUUAAAAUAGCUUCCUUUAUUUGACUGAAGUUUUGCAGGACAUUAGUCCAUAAUGUAAACUAGUGCCUUUGUGUGGUUUGGAGAAUAAAACAUGAACUACAACAUGACUUUAUUUUUAAAACUGUCUGUAUACAGAAACUUUAUUUUAUCCACCGUCGAAUUUUCAGAAGUACUUUCAAUGUAUGUAUGACUGUGCAUUGUCUGUUCAUUAGCUGGAAGCCAAUAACAUGCAGUUCAAGAAUUUAAGAAACAGAGCUGUCUCCUUAAAAUCUCCAAGCUCAGUGUAACCCAGAUGUGCAGGUGCUAAGUACACCUUGUGGGGUCUUGCUUAUUUCUGAUCUGCCACAACUACAUUGUAUGUGCUCCCUUCAGCCUUAAUUCAUUUUAUGCUUAUCAUCUUCAAACUGAUAAAAACAGGAAUAUUUAGAAACGUGACCUUUCAAAUAUGUACUAAGCAAAGUGAGAUUUUUUUUAAGUUGAUUGAAAACUAUGGACCCAGAGGGCACCAAUUGCAUUCAUAGUUAAUAAUGCCAUCACAAUACACUUACAAAUAUAUGUUAAACAUCUGUAUUUCU